AAUGAAAAUAAAAAUAAAUUAAAAAGCAAUAAUCCGUCUGUGUUGUUCUUUGCCUCGAUCACGGAGAGAAAACGAUUAUCGAUUUAGCUUUCGAUUUGUGUUUAAUGCAGCAUGUUUAGUACUUAAAGCCGGAGAAAAAUCGGUCGUAGGGUUUGUGCUGUCAACAGUAUGCAUUGUUCCGGCGAUUUACGGUAGAGAGAUGCCGGCGUUGAUUCAGCCGAAGAGCUUGCUGAUUUUCGCGGCGGCUUUAGUUCUCGUCUUUCUCGCUUUCUCCUUCUCUCGACAGCAGGUAGAGAAGACAGAAAAGGUCCACGAGAUCACCCAUAUCGUAUUUUUGGAUGUCGACAUAGAUGAACAACGUAUAGGUAGAAUUACUGUUGGAUUAUAUGGUCAAGUUGUGCCAAAGACUGUGGAGAAUUUUAGGGCUUUGUGUACAGGGGAGAUGGGAAAAGCCGUAAAUAAGAAAGUUCUACACUAUAAGCGAACCCCAUUUCAUCGUAUUAUACCUGGAUUCUUGAUACAAGGUGGAGAUAUUGCCUCUGGAGAUGGAAGAGGAAACCAAUCUAUAUACGGUGGCACUUUUCACGACGAGAAUUUCAAGUUAAAAGACUCGCAUGCAGGUGUUCUGGCCAUGGCGAAUUCAGGUCCCGAUUCUAACGGGUCACAGUUUUUCAUCACAACAGUCAAGGCCUACUGGUUGGAUGGUGAGUAUGUUGUUUUUGGCAAAGUCAUCGACGGAAUGGAUACAGUGUACGCAAUCGAGGGGAGUGCCGGGACCUACAGUGGUAAGCCGAGGAAGAAAGUAAUCAUUUCUGAUUCUGGGGAAAUAUCGAAGAACGAGUCGGAAGAAGAUAGUCGAAUUUCAAUAACGUGACAAAUAAAAAGCAUCCAAGAUCUCAGUCGGUUAGAUUUCUUUCGUCUCCAUCCUUCUCUCGUUUUUGUUUAAUUAAACUAUUGACUGCAACAUCACUGUAUAUUUGAUCACCUGUGAUUUGUUUAAAGAAAGAAAAAAAAAAUAUCAGCGUCUCGUUAUCGUCU
This is a messenger RNA of Erythranthe guttata (spotted monkey flower), 1038 nucleotides long. Its product is annotated as peptidyl-prolyl cis-trans isomerase CYP21-1. Gene Ontology annotation, biological process: protein peptidyl-prolyl isomerization; protein folding. Lineage: Eukaryota; Viridiplantae; Streptophyta; Magnoliopsida; Lamiales; Phrymaceae. The record is from RefSeq and is a predicted model, not a curated record. Gene Ontology annotation, molecular function: cyclosporin A binding; peptidyl-prolyl cis-trans isomerase activity. Gene Ontology annotation, cellular component: cytoplasm; intracellular membrane-bounded organelle.